GGAGGAACAAGUGGUGUGCGAAAGUCCAGCAGAGCGCUGCUGGAAGCGCGUCAUCGGCUGUAGUUCGGCUGUAGUCCAGCGCACGAGCAGAGCGGGGGGCAGCGACGAGGAAAGCAGCGAACCUGCGAUCCUGAAACCUUCGAUCCCCCCUCGACCGAUCGAAAGAAAACCCACGACGCCACGCCCCUGCCCGAAUCCGACCGUACCUCAAAGGCCUCGCCUUUAUAUAUAUACACACGCACACACACCUCCCCACGACAUUCGCCAAUUCGCAGCACGACCCUCGUCCUUACCCCCCAUCGUCGUCAGCUUUACUCUCUCCCUUCCGCACGCCGUAGCCGAGAAGUGCGGCGCAGAGAGAGAGAGAGAGAGAGAGAGAGAGAGAGGGCGACCCACGUUGUGUAUGUACAUUGCCGCGAUCAGGGUAGAAGAGAGAGAGAAGUGGGGAGACCCAGUCGCUGCUCGAUGGUGCGAAUUCCAGGCUGCCUAGGCGACCCAGCAAGAUUUCAUCAUCCCGUGUGGUGAAGUUUUCUUCUUUUCUCGUCUCUCGCCGGUUCGGGGUUUUAUAUGGGGAGUGGAGGUUUCGUUGACGGAGUACGCCGCUGGUUCCAUCAACGUCGCGCGUCCACGUCCACGUCCCUGGCCGGUAGUCACGAUCCGAAAGGCGACGACAGCGAAAGGGAUUGCGGUCUCGGCGAGGGCAGCGGUGCUCCCGUGAGCGAGUCACGCGCCAAGCGGUCGUCGGUGAUAAGAGGAGGAGGAGGAGGAGGAGGAGGGGAGGAGGAAGAAGAAGAGCGAGAGCUUUCGGUCGUCGAGGAUUUCGACCUCUCCGGCUUGAGCUCCAUCAAGGUGCCCAAGCGGUAUCACUUCAGUUUCGGUCCCAUGGCCGUGGCUUCCCAUAAAAAGGGAGCUCUCGAAAAAGAAUUUUUUACUGAGUAUGGUGAGGCUAGCCGUUACCAUAUUCAAGAAGUGAUUGGAAAAGGAAGUUAUGGAGUUGUUGCUUCUGCAGUCGAUACUCGUACUGGAGAAAAAGUUGCCAUUAAGAAAAUCAAUGAUGUCUUUGAGCAUGUUUCUGAUGCCACCCGGAUUUUGAGAGAGAUCAAGCUCCUCCGGUUGCUUCGCCAUCCUGAUGUCGUGGAAAUUAAACAUAUAAUGCUUCCUCCAUCACGGCGAGAAUUCAAGGAUAUCUAUGUUGUUUUUGAGCUGAUGGAAUCGGAUCUUCACCAAGUAAUUAGGGCUAAUGAUGAUCUUACACCCGAACAUUACCAAUUUUUCUUGUACCAACUCCUCCGCAGUCUUAAAUAUAUACAUUCAGCGAAUGUAUUCCAUCGCGAUUUGAAACCAAAAAACAUUCUUGCAAAUGCUGACUGUAAAUUGAAGAUUUGUGAUUUUGGGCUUGCGCGAGUAUCUUUCAAUGAUGCCCCAUCAUCUAUUUUCUGGACGGAUUAUGUUGCUACCCGAUGGUAUAGAGCUCCUGAACUCUGUGGCUCCUUUUUCUCCAAGUACACCCCUGGAAUUGAUAUCUGGAGCAUAGGAUGUAUAUUUGCGGAGAUGCUCACGCGAAAGCCCCUGUUUCCGGGUAAAAAUGUGGUGCACCAACUGGACAUCAUGACUGAUCUACUUGGAACUCCUCCACCUGAGACCAUUGCAAGGAUUCGCAAUGAAAAAGCAAGAAGGUACCUCAGUAGCAUGAGGAAGAAGCAAGCAGUUCCUUUCUCCCAAAAAUUUCCUAACGCAGAUCCAUUGGCCCUGCAAUUGCUGGAGCGUCUACUUGCGUUUGAUCCUAAAGAUCGUCCAAGUGCUGAAGAGGCCCUAGCUGAUCCUUAUUUCCGUGGACUGUCGAAUGUGGAUAGGGAACUGUCUACUCAUCCCAUUUCGAAGCUGGAGUUUGAGUUUGAAAGGAGAAAAGUCACAAAGGAUGAUGUCAGAGAGUUAAUCUACCGUGAGAUUCUAGAGUAUCAUCCUCAAAUGCUCCAGGAGCAUCUUCGUGGUGGUGAUCAAAUGAGCUUUAUGUACCCAAGUGGUGUUGAUCGGUUUAAGAGGCAGUUUGCACAUCUUGAGGAGCACUAUGGGAAAGGUGAAAGAAGUACUCCCCUACAGAGGCAGCAUGCUUCUUUGCCUAGAGAGAGGGUUUGGCAACCUAAGGAUGGAGCUGCUGGACAGAAAAGUGAUAAUGAAAAGCGGAGCACAGAUUCUGUAGCUACGACUCUUCAUAGCCCUCCGAGGACGCAUCAGUCUAAUGGUACAGAAAAUGGGGACGCACAAAAUGGCCCUUACACAACAAACUGCAAUGCUCGAAGCUUGUUGAAGAGUUCUAGCAUAAGUGCUUCCCAGUGCGUUGUUGUCAAGGGAAGGGAAGCCGAGGCGGAACCAACUGCAGAGGCUGAUGAUGAGGCUGUCGACGCUUUGUCUCAAAAGGUUGCGGCACUUCAUCCAUGAUCACUUUUAUCAUCCAAUCUUAGAGGAGGUCGAGGGAGGCCAUUUUCGGUGCUCGGUCCAUCACCAGUUCAGCGCCCAAAUCAUGUGGAAGGGCGCUUCUUGAUGAUCUGCAUUGACAGAUCUUCCUCUAAUUCAAGCUAUAGAGCUUGAACGUUGGGGCCUCGUCAUGGUAACGCCCCUUCUUUCGUAUUAGAUAGCUAUGCUCACUCAGUACACGGUGUAUAACUUAUUAACUAUUGAGCCCAGAACAGUUCUGCUUUGCUAUAUAACAGUAGCUGACGCUGCCGAGAAGCUUUCUUGUGUUUUAAAAGAUGGGUGAUUCGGUGUUGUGCUGAAAACGAAGAACCUCUGGUGAUUUUGGCUAUUAAACAUAUGAAAAUGAGACUAGCUGUGUGUUCGACGUA
Molecule: messenger RNA, 2843 nt
Organism: Eucalyptus grandis
Lineage: Eukaryota; Viridiplantae; Streptophyta; Magnoliopsida; Myrtales; Myrtaceae
Product: mitogen-activated protein kinase 9
Exons: 11
Coding region: 568-2439 (623 amino acids)
Biological process (GO): protein phosphorylation; intracellular signal transduction
Cellular component (GO): cytoplasm; nucleus
Molecular function (GO): MAP kinase activity; ATP binding
Source: RefSeq, a predicted model, not a curated record